Molecule: messenger RNA, 210 nt
Organism: Closterium sp. Yama58-4
Lineage: Eukaryota; Viridiplantae; Streptophyta; Zygnematophyceae; Desmidiales; Closteriaceae
Source: the annotation of a GenBank genome assembly
AUGCCCACUAUGGCACCUGUGGACAGAGAGGCCACUGCCAAGGAAGGGAGGACGAGAGAAGGGAAGGGGGGCGAGGAGGAGGAGGAGGAGGAGGAGGAGGAGGAGGAGGAGGAGGAGGAGGAGGAGGAGGAGGAGGAGGAGGAGGAGGAGGAGGAGGAGGAGGAGGAGGAGGAGAGGGUGAUGUUGGGGGAAGGGGAGAGGGAGCCGUAG